Molecule: messenger RNA, 6538 nt
Organism: Perca fluviatilis (European perch)
Lineage: Eukaryota; Metazoa; Chordata; Actinopteri; Perciformes; Percidae
Product: zinc finger MIZ domain-containing protein 1-like
Exons: 21
Coding region: 424-3057 (877 amino acids)
Biological process (GO): protein sumoylation; regulation of transcription by RNA polymerase II
Molecular function (GO): zinc ion binding; SUMO ligase activity
Source: RefSeq, a predicted model, not a curated record
UCUCUCUCUCUCUCUCUCUGUCUCUCUCUCUCUGCUGAUGGCUUCUCCGCGUCAAAAUCCGCGACACAUUUUGUCAGCAGCCACCGAGCAUGGGUCCCUUUGGUAAUAGAAUAGCCAAUGUAAUUUGACACUUCAACUUACUGCGCUCUCUCCGAGUCUAUUCAGUUACUCACCCACUGACGUUGAGCCCGUUCUCAGUGGCCGUGAGGGGGGGAAGAUAUUUAAAAACAAGAGCCGAAAAUUACCGAGGACUUUCUUCGCUUAAUAACCCGGGGCAGAAGACGUGAGGCGUGGAAGUGCUUCUACUCCUGGUGUGUGAAUGGGUGGGGGGGGUCCUUCGUGGUGAAGAAUCAAGGAUUGAAAUCAACGCAGAACGCUCCAGUUUAAUGGCUGGCAGGUAGAGGCCGAAGAGGGACAAUCAACAUGAACUCGAUUCCGUCGAUGGACAGACACAUACAGCAGACAAAUGACCGUCUGCAGUGUAUCAAACAGCACUUACAAAAUCCAGCAAAUUUCCAAACAGCAGCAACCGAGUUGCUGGACUGGUGUGGUGACCCCCGAGCCUUCCAGCGCCCCUUCGAGCAAAGCCUGAUGGGAUGCCUAACGGUGGUCAGCCGCGUAGCAGCACAGCAGGGCUACGACUUGGACCUGGGCUACCGGCUCCUGGCCGUGUGCGCUGCCAACAGGGACAAGUUCACUCCAAAAUCAGCAGAAACCAACUGCUGCAGGAGGUGUCAGUCUGACUCAGGUACUUGCUGUGUGUCGCACAGGAAACUCAUGCACAUUGGGGACGCCCCUCCCUCCUCCCCACAGAAGAACACAAACGAGCCCCCGGGAAAAGUGCCCAUGCAGCCCCCUAUGAGCUCCAUGAAGCCCAGCCUCUCACACGGGUCAACAACAACAAUCCCAUACAACCCUGGGGCAACCCCCCGGGGGCCGCGGGUGUCUGGUAACAAUCCUGGGAUGAACUCUUCACAGUUUCCCGGUCCUCAGCAGCAGUUCCCAAACAAAGGCAACUCCAACCAGGGCUACAUGCAGCAGGGCAUGUACGGACGACCCAACUACCCCGGAGGAGGAGGCUUUGGUGGCAAGCAUCCACAGCCAAGUUAUGGCGGGCAGCAGUAUGGACCAAACAGCCAGUUCCCUAACCAGCAGGGGCCGUACCCCUCACCUAACCCCUCGAGGCCACUGCCGUCCCCUAACUACCCGGGCCAGAGGAUGCCAGGACAGCAGCUGCAGGGCCAAUACCCGCCACCCAGUGGUGCCAUGGGCCAGUACUAUAAGCAAGAGCCUUUUAAUGGCCAAACGAAUAACUUCUCUGGGAGUGGAUAUCAGUACAGCCAGGGUAAUAUGAAUGGGCCGCCCAGACCGGUGGGUAACUACCCUCACUCCCCAGUGCCAGGCAACCCCACCCCUCCAAUGACCCCAGGAAGUAACAUCCCUCCAUACUUGUCGCCAAACCAGGACGUGAAGCCACCCUUCCCUCCUGACAUCAAACCAAAUAUCAACGCUCUCCCUCCUCCUCCAGCCAACCACAACGAGGAGCUGCGCCUGACGUUCCCUGUGCGGGAUGGUGUAGUCCUAGAGCCCUUCAGGCUAGAGCAUAACCUGGCUGUUAGCAACCACGUUUUCCACUUACGGCCUUCUGUACAUCAGACUCUCAUGUGGAGAUCGGACCUCGAGCUGCAGUUUAAGUGCUACCACCAUGAAGACCGUCAGAUGAACACCAACUGGCCAGCUUCGGUCCAAGUCAGCGUAAAUGCCACACCGCUCACCAUCGAGCGGGGCGACAAUAAGACCUCCCACAAACCCCUGCACUUGAAACAUGUAUGCCAGCCAGGAAGAAACACGAUCCAGAUCACAGUCACUGCUUGUUGCUGUUCGCACUUGUUUGUGCUGCAGCUGGUCCACAGGCCCUCAGUUCGCUCUGUCCUCCAGGGCUUACUGAAGAAAAGGCUUCUGCCUGCAGAGCACUGCAUCACCAAAGUUAAGAGGAACUUCAGCAGCGUAGCAGCGUCAUCGGGGAACGCAGCACUCAACGGAGAGGAUGGCGUUGAGCAGACGGCCAUUAAGGUUUCCCUCAAAUGUCCAAUCACCUUUCGGCGAAUACAGCUUCCAGCAAGAGGCCACGACUGCAAACAUGUUCAGUGUUUUGAUUUGGAAUCGUAUUUACAACUGAACUGUGAGCGGGGGACAUGGCGAUGUCCUGUAUGCAAUAAAACAGCGUUGUUAGAGGGACUCGAAGUGGACCAGUACAUGUGGGGAAUCUUGAACGCCAUUCAAAAUUCUGAGUUUGAGGAAGUGACUAUUGACCCAACAUGUAGCUGGCGGCCGGUAGCUAUUAAAUCUGAUAUCCACAUCAAGGAGGAUCCAGAUGGACCGCUGGCCAAGAGGUUUAAGACUAUGAGCCCCAGCCAAAUGAUCAUGCCCAAUGUGAUGGAGAUGAUAGCUCAGCUCGGCCCCGGGCCGUCACCGUACCCAUUAUUAUCUUCUCAGCAAGGGGGCAACAACAGCGAAUAUGGCAGCCAAGGCAACAGUUACCAGGGGCACGGGAACUUUGACUUUCCUCACGGCACCCCUGGUGGUACAUCGAUGAAUGAUUUCAUGCACGGUCCCCAGCUGUCUCACCCACCUGACAUGCCCAACAGUCUGAUGGCCCAGGACAAGCCUCUCUCACACAACAUGCCUGACUCAAUACCUCACUCUGCCGGCAAUGACCAGUCGCAUGGUCCUCUGCAGAGCUUACAUGCAUCCCCACACCCUGGGAGCCAAUCAGGGCAGCAGCUACACCACAGCGGGCCUCCUCAGCCGUCACGACAAGCUCCGCCUCCUCAGCAGCAACAGCAGCCACCCGGCCCCAACAACCAUCCCCACGGCGACCUGGCCUUCAACCCCUCCAGCAGUUUGGACAGCCAAGCAGGGUCGGACAUGCCUGAGCCAUCUAUAGACCUUCUUCCAGAGCUCGCUAACCCAGAUGAGCUGUUGUCGUACUUGGAUCCACCCGACCUCCCCAGCAAUAGCAACGAUGACCUUCUAUCGCUCUUCGAAAACAACUGAGGCAAUUCAGACACACAAAAACUUUUCUGACUGCCUGCAGUUUCCCUGAGAACCCAGGGCGGUCGCUCAGUACUUGAUAAACACAAAGAUGCACUCCCUUUCUCUUCUUCCUCUUGUACAGUUUUCAUUGGCCAGCACAGAUUGACUGAAAGAGGUUAAAACUCCCAAGACACGGCGUGAUGCGGAGGGGCUGGGGGGUCGCUCCGUCCUCCUACCCCAGUGGCGAUACUUUUGAACUGUGCAGCUAUACUCAGUUGAUUUUGGGUUUUUUUUACGCCACACACAGGUGUAUGUGUGCACAUUAGGAACGUCUUGUAGCAUUUUUUAUUCAUGGUUUGUUUCCUUUUGAGAAGAAAAAAGGAUUUCACUGUAUAAAACAGAAAAAAGAACUGAAAAAAAACCUGCGCUAUCUGGCCAGUGUGUGCUAUGUCCAUAUUGUUAUUCCAAUCUGAGAGGCCACGGCUUCCUGGUGUCACAGCUCCAUUCCCUGACUGGUCUGGUUAGCCACACUGUUAUGUCCACCACACAUCAUUUAAAAGCACAAGAGAUUUUGGCAAUGCAAAAAGAAUAAUCUGUCUUAACGGAAGUAUAAAAGAUCAAUUAGAUCAGCGUAUGUCUGUCGUUGACAAAAAGUUUGUUUUUUUAAAUAUUUUGCUCAAAAUUUUAAAAGUGUUUUUGGGAAUGAUCGGCUUCCAUUUUGUCUACAAUUGUGAUACGUACAUAUUUUUGUCAAAAAGAGAUAUCCCUGUUUUUCAGUCCUUUGAGGGUUGAAAGCUGCAACGCAGAAGAUUGUGGCCCCACUAAAAGUUUAUAUUGCAUACCAAGAAUAGCAGACCUGUACUUCUACAUAUGGUAUAGUUAUCGUCCUUCUUUGCAAGGAAGUGAUUUUAAUAGAAACGAAAGGUACAGUAUAAGAGAUUGGGGUUUCUGUAAAGAUCCUGCUUUGUUUAUUGCUUCCUGCUACGACUCCUUCCGUGUCGUCUGCUCUGCAUGAGCCCCCGCUGUCGCUCUUGUCAGCAUUUUUGCAACGUUGCAUCUCUCUCCCUGUUAAAUGAUGUGCUGUUAAAAUAGUCUACAAAGUGCAUGUGUGCCAAGCCCUUGUCUAGUGCUGUUCCAAGUGGUAAAAAAAAGAUAGUGUGGUUUUUCAUCAGUUGCUGUUUCCACAGCUCUUUUUUUGUUUGUACGUUUGUUUCUGUCAGAUUUAGUAUGAUAUAUUUAACACUAACAUUGAAGGGAUAAUGCUGAUAUCAGCAAUACAUUUAUCAUGUAUUUGCUGUAUAUACUGUAUUAUGUUUGUUUGUUUUCUUGUUUUUGUUGCUGCGUAAUUAAACUAUCCAUACAUCUUUUGGGAAACUGCUCAACCUCACCAAAGUUAGAGGGAUAAGAAUGGAGAGGUUUGUGUUUGCUUGGUCCUGUGUAAGACUGCGAUUGUGUGCAUGUGUGAAUGUGUGACUGUGUGUUUCUAUUAGUGUGAUGGGAGAAAAUAUUGAUUUCAAAGAUAUAGGGGAGGACAAAUACAGUUUAUCCAUCACUGCUGUUCAAGAAGUGGUUUUUAAAGCAGUAUUGGUGCAGACCUUUUGCCACAUUUGUUUUCAAUUUCACUUUUUGAGAAGAGUGUUGUCCAGUAUGCAAAUGUAUUAUUUUUUAAGAAAUGCUAUUGUACUGUAAAUAUCAUUGUGAAUAUUUUUGUAUCAUCUUGAUAAUGUCCUUUGAUCAUUAGUCGUCCGACCUAACAACGUAUGCUCCCAGACUUCCAUCUAACCACUGACUUUGUUUGUAACCAGCAUAUGACAGCUGUCUCGCCUCCUCGUUGUGGGGAAGCCAGUCCAAAUGUCUCAUAAGCUAUUUUCUGCAGGUCGCCGUGCUUUCUAGUCACUUUCCUCCCAGUGCAUUCUGUCUCACACCUGUCGUUUGUUGACAGAUGUCCCAUUUUUUAUGUGCCCCCCCCCCUUUCCUGCAUCAGCUCAAGGUGAUUGUGUAGCAUCAUUUCAGUUUUCAGAUGUCAAACUCAGUUGGACGCAAUAUUUUCUUUCACACUCAGAUGUAUUUGAUUGAAAAUGUCUAUUCAUGAAUUUACGUUUGCAUUUUAUCAGUGAUACUGAACAGUAAUGGUUUUAAAAAAGAUAUGGUAUUGGCUGGCUUUCAGUGUAAUUUCAGUGAGCUAUGUGAAUAUCAUAAUUGUUGCUAAUUGUCAAUACACAGUGGUAUUUUAAAGAUAUAUCACAACCAUAUUUUAAAGAAAUCCAUGAUAUUGUUUAUAUUUUUGUUAUAGAAAAUGUGGCUUUUUUAAAAGCGCGAGACCAUAUACAUUUUUAUCCCCUUUAUGUUUUUGGUAAAUUAUUUUGUACUGGUUUUCUUAUUAAUCUGUAAGGCUAGAAAUCCAAUUUCCUUCAACUGUAGCAUUGUGCUGAUUUAACCACCCUGGUUUUAUGUAAACAUUAUUUUAAACGUCAUUUAAGAAAUAUUUGUUCCAGUUCAGCACGCUGACAUGUUGUUUCAUAUUUAUGUCACAAAGAGACAUCAAAUCAAAUAAUCCCUAUUUUAACGAUACACCGCCACAUUUUCAUUUUUUUACAAUCUGAAUUGAAACUUUUGAUCAAUCCCAUGGAAGUCUUCGUCAUUUCAUAUUUUUUUCCUCACUUUCAAGUGAGCCAAUUUGGUGUAUAAGGCAGCACCCCAAAUCUGUAGUUGCACAAUCACAAUAAAUGGCCAUUUCUCUGGAGGAAGUUGUUUUAAAAAAAAAAAAAAAGAAAAGAAAUAAAAAAUGCAGAGAGAAAGGGCACGUUCAUCAUUCUGGCCUGGAAAGGAUGUUGAGGGCAAGGCUAGAUCAAACGUCCCAAGGAUGCCUGUAUAUAUGUAAAUGAAUAUAGAGACAUGUGAACAGAAAUGUAUUCAUUUUCCCUGGGAAUGUGCAUUGUUUCUUCAGAAUAAUAAAAAGCUUGCAACCCCUCUACUGGAAGUGGCUGAAUAUGGAAAAUUAAACUUGUUAGUUAGUGUCUGUGGGUAUCUCUCAGCAUUUUGUUCCCCCUCUGUAAUAUAUUUCACCUCUUUUGUUAGGGGAACUGGGACAACUAUGUUUUACAUGUAAUAUUUAGCCUAAGUGUUCUAGUCUGUCAUCUGCAUUCUCUGAGUUGCGAAAGCUAUAAAAAAAAUAAUAAUAAAAAGGUUACAAAGAAAAUCGUUCGGAGGGGUGGGAGGAAGGCGGUGGGAGGGACAGGUCCAGAAGAUUGUAACCAAAUCCAUAGUUUGUACAAUUUUUUGAUAUCAUGAGCAGUUGGAAAAAUGAUACAAUCUAAGGUGAUUCAUGCAAUGUGGCCAUUGUCUCUAUUGUGUACAUUGUAUGUACAAUCAUUUCAUAUUCUAAACUGGUCAGAAAAUAAAGGAACUAAUUGUGAUUUUUAGUCUUGCAGAACUGUAUGUAGUUAGAUGAUGUGACAACCUAAUAUUUAUCUAAUAAAUAUGUAUUCAGAUGAUCCCUGUA